Dromaius novaehollandiae (emu) is the source of this 1863-nucleotide messenger RNA. It is a transcript of the gene NKX2-1, whose product is annotated as NK2 homeobox 1. The transcript is spliced from 2 exons. The record is from RefSeq and is a predicted model, not a curated record. The coding region runs from base 1 to 1038 and encodes 345 amino acids. Gene Ontology annotation, molecular function: DNA-binding transcription factor activity, RNA polymerase II-specific; RNA polymerase II cis-regulatory region sequence-specific DNA binding. Gene Ontology annotation, cellular component: nucleus. Lineage: Eukaryota; Metazoa; Chordata; Aves; Casuariiformes; Dromaiidae. Gene Ontology annotation, biological process: regulation of transcription by RNA polymerase II; cell differentiation.
AUGUCGAUGAGCCCAAAGCAUACGACUCCUUUCUCAGUGUCUGACAUCUUGAGUCCUUUGGAGGAAAGCUACAAGAAAGUGGGCAUGGAGGGCAGUAACUUGGGGGCUCCCUUGUCAGCCUACAGACAGUCUCAGGUUUCUCAGCCGGCCAUGCAGCAGCACCCCAUGGGCCACAACGGAACGGUGACUGCCGCCUACCAUAUGACAGCGGCAGGGGUCCCCCAGCUCUCCCAUGCUACGAUGGGGGGCUACUGCAACGGGAACCUGGGCAACAUGAGUGAGCUGCCGCCUUACCAGGACACCAUGAGGAACAGCGCUUCGGCGACAGGAUGGUACGGCACCAACCCGGACCCCCGCUUCUCCUCAAUCUCCCGCUUCAUGGCCCCGUCCUCGGGCAUGAACAUGGGCGGCAUGGGCAGCCUCGGCUCCCUGGGCGACGUGAGCAAGAGCAUGGCCCCGCUCCAGAGCACGCCGCGGAGGAAACGGAGGGUCCUUUUUUCCCAGGCCCAGGUUUACGAGCUGGAGAGACGUUUCAAGCAGCAGAAAUACCUCUCCGCCCCUGAGAGGGAACAUUUAGCCAGCAUGAUCCACCUCACCCCGACUCAGGUCAAGAUCUGGUUCCAGAACCACCGCUACAAGAUGAAACGCCAGGCCAAAGACAAGGCUGCGCAGCAGCAGAUGCAACAGGAGAACGGCUCUUGCCAGCAGCAGCAGUCUCCCAGAAGGGUGGCGGUGCCAGUGCUCGUGAAGGAUGGCAAGCCCUGCCAAGCAGGCUCCAACACACCCACGGCAACGAUCCAGGGCCAUCAGCAGCAGGCAGCUACAACAAUCACGGUGGCUACCAAUGGCAACAGCCUCGGACAGCAUCAGAGCCACCAGACAAACAGUGCGGGGCAGUCUCCAGACAUGGGACAGCACUCGGCCAGCCCGUCCUCCCUGCAGAGCCAAGUCUCCAGUUUGUCUCACCUAAACUCUUCUGCUUCUGACUAUGGCACUGCCAUGUCUUGCUCCACCUUGCUAUACGGUAGGACCUGGUGAAAGGAUUAAACAAAGCAAAACAAAAAAAGGAAAAAAAGAAAAAAAAAAGCAGAUUUCCCCAGUCACACAAAUCUCUGCCCUGUCCAAACUACUGGGUGUUUUUCUUUUCUUUUUUUUCUUUCCUUUUUUAACGCUUUUUUUUUUUGUUUAACUGAGUGGUUCUCUGAGUACCCCUCAGAGAGAGAGCGAGUGACUUUUUUGUUCGGUUUUAUUGCUACUGUUGAUGGUUUGGGGUCUUUUUUUUUCCCCCCAAGGCUGUUAAAUGGGGUGUUAAAAAAAUUCUGACUAAUACCAGUGGAGCAGUCUGCAGAAAGGGGACCAUCGUUAGGCAUGGUCUGAAGGCUUGGAUUUCAGAUGUACACUUUGCCAGCGUCUAGGACUUGCAUGUAAAUAUAGAGAUUUUGGGGGAUGGGGUGGUUUUCCCCAAAAAAGCAUUCGCGUCACCCAGACACAAGAAGCAGCUUCCCCCCUCCCCUCGGUCUCCUCUCCCAGCCCCGCCGCCAGGGCCAGCGGAUGGAGAUGUGGAGUCAUCAAAGGCUUGGCUUUUAUUUUCCUCCUUAAGUUUGAUGUGAACCUGUAGCUGUAUAAUGCUGUCAAAAGUUGGACUAAACCCAUAGUUUUUAGUAACCUGUAUAUUUUGUUGUAAAAAAGAAAAAAAUACAAUCAACCAAACCAACCCCCACCUUUUUUAUGGACACUGAUCGCCCCGUCGUAAAUCCUCUGGCAGUUUGUUAUUUGCGCACGCCGCCUUUUCCUGUUGUAACUUAUGUAGAUAUUUGGCUUAAAUAUAGUUCCUAAGAAGCUUCUAAUAAAUUAUACACAUUA